Molecule: messenger RNA, 1798 nt
Organism: Amphibalanus amphitrite
Lineage: Eukaryota; Metazoa; Arthropoda; Thecostraca; Balanomorpha; Balanidae
Product: protein FAM110A-like
Exons: 5
Coding region: 207-1469 (420 amino acids)
Source: RefSeq, a predicted model, not a curated record
UCUCUCUUGGGACGUGGAAGGUCCGCGCUCGCGUGUCGCGUUUGGGAACGGGGCGUAGGAAGGGAGGGUGUCUUAGUCAGACUAAGGGAUUGUCACAGUCUUGAUGCUGGUUUUAGUGGUGUCUAUAGCUUUGUAGCUGCUAAGAAAGACAGGUGAUGGGCUCAGUGUAGCUGAACUGAACAUAGCUGCUGCUGUGCUCAGCCAAUAUGUCUGUCCUUCAGAAGAAACAUCCCCUGAAGACCCUGAACGGCAAUCGGCUGCUGGCGGCCUAUGGAAGCCUGUCACUACGCCCCAACAAUGGGAAGCGGAAGUCAGCCGUGGAGAUGCUGCAGGAGACCAAGGCGUUCUACGUCAAGUCGGAGCGGGUGCUGGACUCGAAGCAGGAGAUGAAGCACGCCGACCACCUCCAGGUCACAGCUGCUCCACUCUGUCGUACCCCCUGGCCACCGCGACCCUACAGCGAACCGCCGCCGGAGCCGGCGCCGCCCGCGCCGCCCCCGCCCCCGCCCCGGCCGGCCGCCCUGCCGCCCCGCCUCACCCCCGAGAAGCCGCCCUGGAAAACGCCCGAGAAGGGUGUGAGGGGCUCAGCAGACAAACCGCCGCCGCUGCCCGCCAGAUCUCCCGGCUGCGCCGGCCCUGGCCGCGCGUGCCGCCUGCUGCGCGGCGAGCCGACCGUUCCGGAGCGGCGCCGCUCGGGCGACUCGGUCCAGGCGCGUCUCCGUCAGCUGCUCAGUCCGGCGGCGCGUCCCCCCUCCGACAGCGGCCGGCACAAGUCGCUGCCCGACAUCAGUGCGGACAGUUCCUCCGCCUCAGCGGACAGUGGAGGAGCCUCAGAGACGGGCCGACAGAGUCGGUCGGAUGCGCGCAGUCGCGGCCGGGCUACCUCCGACUACGUGAGCCGCUCGCCAGGCUCGGCGCUGACCCCCAGUGACGGCCGGCGCGACCGACGCGACGCGUACACGGACGACGGACGGGCGAGGGCCGACACGGAGGCCUGGCCCCACCGGCCCGUCACCCGUUCAAAGUCGGACGUUAGCCACCGGUACGGGCGCGGCGCGGCCGGCGGCGGCGCUCUCGGCCUGUGGACCGCCGAGCCGCCGCCGCCGCUGCCGGCUCGCGGCGCGCGCAGGUGCUCCACUGAACUGGGCCGCUUCUUCGACCAACUGGGUAUGGACGGCGAGCGGUUCGGUCACCUGGCCAGGGUACCCUCCGACCACUGGUCACCCCUGGAGACGCCCAGCUUCUGGGACGGCCUCUCGGAGUCGUCACGGUCGCGCGGCCGGCGCACCAGCGUGGCCAGCGAGGCGUCCUCGGCGGCGGCGGCGGCGCGGCGGCGCGACGGCGGCGGCCUGCGCCUCCUGCCGCCCGCUGUCGCUGAGCCCUCCAUCGUGGAGAAGAACGCGCGCAUCGUCAAAUGGCUGUUCCAGUGCCGUCGCGCGCGCGACGAGUGGACGCUGGGCGUCACAUGAGGCCGGCCCCCGGCGCCGGCCCAGAUCCCGGCGCCGCCUGGGUGGGAGGGCUCCUGAGUAAAGCACCGUGCACGCCCCUGAUAUUCGCGCCUGGUCGCUGGUACGGCACGCUGUCGGUGUUCGGCUCUGCUCUGCUAAUUUACUGGUGGUCGGACACGCCGGCCACCUGUCGGUGGAACUGGUAACUACUGCUGACUAGCCCAGCCGUGGGGCGGCGCUAACUGCCAUAGCGACAGUAGCGGUAAACGUGAUCAAAGAUCUGCUAAUGACGGGCAUAACACUGUCGAUUUUGCGCUUGUUUUGUGCACACCGGCCACGGUCGUCAAGUU